Molecule: messenger RNA, 534 nt
Organism: Yarrowia lipolytica CLIB122
Lineage: Eukaryota; Fungi; Ascomycota; Dipodascomycetes; Dipodascales
Source: RefSeq, a predicted model, not a curated record
AUGGCUACUCUAUUCGAAUGGUUUUUGUUUGUUGCUGUUCCGUUACAGCUUUCGGUUAACAUCUGGGGUCUCUAUGGAGCCCUCAAGACCCCUACAUUCGGCAUCUACUUUCUGUUUGCCCCAGCAUUGAUGACCUUCAACAUCUACGUGGUUGCGCUGACCUAUUUUUUGGAUCAGGGAGUUGGAAAUCGACUUCAUAUGGUGGGAACAAUCUACCAGAUCAUGUGUGUUGUCGGAUUGCCGCUCAACUUCGCUGCUGCAGUCAUCUGGACUGUGCGCCAUGGAGCGAUGAGACACAACAUACAACGAGGGACUUACGAGACGUAUUUCCGCGACAUUGUGUGUUUGAAAGGCAAGCGAGAAGCCGACUUUCUGAAGCAUCGGGAGGACGAGGCAGUGAGCGCAAGUGCCCGUGGCCUGUCCAAGUUUGGUAUCUGUCACCUAGCGCUGUUUUUGCACUGGGUCGUGUUUUGCAUUGUGGUUAUUACCUCAGCGUCUGAGGCGAGACAGAAGUUCAAGGCUCGGUUGCCAUAG